Molecule: messenger RNA, 6779 nt
Organism: Canis lupus familiaris (dog)
Lineage: Eukaryota; Metazoa; Chordata; Mammalia; Carnivora; Canidae
Gene: RGP1
Product: RGP1 homolog, RAB6A GEF complex partner 1
Exons: 9
Coding region: 181-1356 (391 amino acids)
Biological process (GO): retrograde transport, endosome to Golgi
Cellular component (GO): Golgi membrane; Ric1-Rgp1 guanyl-nucleotide exchange factor complex
Source: RefSeq, a predicted model, not a curated record
GGAAGGCGCUGGGUCGGGAAGGGGGAGGCCGCAGGGAAGUCCCGCCUCCGCCGCGGACGCUGCCACGCACUUGGCCGGUCCCGGAGGGGCGGGCAGGUGCGGCCUCGCGGUGCCGAGACCCGGUUUUGGGCCGUGCGAGGUGCCGGGGCGAGGGGCACGAGAUCUGAUUCCGGAGCUGCCAUGAUUGAAGUGGUGGCAGAGCUGAGCCGAGGCCCCGUGUUUCUGGCAGGGGAGGCGCUGGAGUGUGUAGUGACGGUCACCAACCCUCUGCCCCCCACCGCCACUUCUGCAUCCAGUGAGGCUCUAGCCUGGGCCAGUGCCCAAAUCCACUGUCAGUUCCAUGCCAGUGAGAGUCGAGUAGCAUUACCUCCCCCUGACUCCAGUCAGCCAGAUGUCCAGCCUGAGAGCCAGACUGUCUUUCUGCCACACCGAGGUGAGAGAGGUCAGUGUAUCCUUUCCACUCCACCAAAAAUCCUUUUCUGUGAUCUGAGGCUAGAUCCUGGAGAGUCCAAAUCAUACUCCUACAGUGAAGUGCUGCCCAUAGAGGGACCACCCUCCUUUCGGGGUCAGUCAGUCAAGUAUGUCUACAAACUGACCAUUGGCUGCCAGCGUGUCAACUCACCCAUCACUUUACUCAGGGUUCCUCUGAGGGUCCUUGUGCUGACCGGCCUUCAAGAUGUCCGGUUUCCCCAGGAUGAGGCUGUAGCCCCAUCUAGUCCAUUCUUGGAGGAGGAUGAAGGUGGAAAGAAGGAUUCAUGGCUAGCUGAGCUGGCUGGGGAGCGCCUCAUGGCUGCCACAUCCUGCCGCAGCCUCCAUCUAUACAAUAUCAGUGAUGGCCGAGGAAAAGUUGGGACAUUUGGCAUCUUCAAAUCUGUAUACAGACUCGGCGAGGAUGUGGUGGGGACCUUAAACCUAGGGGAAGGAACUGUAGCUUGUUUGCAGUUUUCAGUAAGCUUACAGACCGAGGAGCGUGUACAGCCUGAGUAUCAGAGGCGCCGCAGGACAGGGGGUGUCCCCUCUGUGUCUCAUGUGACUCAUGCCCGGCACCAGGAGUCCUGCCUGCAUACAACCAGAACCAGCUUCUCCCUUCCCAUUCCUCUCAGCUCCACCCCGGGCUUCUGCACAGCCAUUGUGUCCCUGAAGUGGCGACUGCAUUUUGAAUUUGUAACAUCUCGAGAACCCGAUUUGGUGCUCCUCCCUCCUUUGGAGCAGCCCGAGCCUGUGACCUGGACAGGCCCUGAGCAAGUGCCCGUAGACACCUUCAGCUGGGACCUCCCCAUCAAGGUGCUGCCCACAAGCCCUACCCUGGCCUCAUAUGCAGCCCCAGGUCCCAGCACCAGCACCAUAACCAUCUGAAACCGGCACCGUGAUAUUGCCUUUCUUCAGGAUCCUGAGAACCCAGCACCUGGACUCUAGUAGGGCCCGUUUUUCCCACGCGAGGUCCAAUGACAUGGACAGUGAGAGGCAGGCUUUCAGCUGUGGCAUUAAUUUAUUUAUUCAGAAUAAAUUGGCAGCUGCUAGUGGUUUCCCUGGAAGUGGCAGCAGCAGUGGGCAGUUAGCAGGAGGGUGAUCAGUUGAGUUUAGCUGGAGUGGGGAGCCGGAGCCCCAGGAGCAGGGGUGUUAGCUGAGCCCCAUUCUGGGUCGGGCCCUCCCCCUUUGCAGGGUAGCCGAGGAUCAGAUUUUUGCACCAGGGAGAACUGGCAGGUUCCUGCCUCCUGACGCACCUCACACCCUGCAGGGAAGUCGAUGGGAUGCUGGGAUCUGGGGAACCAAAAAUGGGACAGGAGUCAGCACAGUGAAGGGCCACCUUUACCCCUGCCCCACACUCCUCUCCAUCGGCAUUCCUCCCAUAUCUUUAGUGCCCUCUUAGUCCCCCUAACUAAGCUCUUGCCUACCAUACUCGGAUUUUUUCAUUUCAUAGCAGAAAUAUUUUUCCUCUGGACCCACCCCUAUGUCCCUCACUUUGUAGCCUGCAGCCUGAUCUCUCAGCUCUUGGUGGUACCUUCAGGCGGGGCCAGCCUUAUACCUCUAUUCUGUUCAUUCCCACAUCACAGCCAUCUGGUUACACCUUGGCUGUCCCUCAGUCACUCAUGUCAGAGCCAUUCUCUCUGGCCAUCUUUGGUCACUCACGUGUCACAGCAGCCCACACCAACGGGAUGCAGACAGGUACAAUGGAAGCAGUCCUUGCGGAGCCAAGACUCACCCAGGCUAAAAUAUUUCCCUUCAUAGUGGCAGGGGGCUAGGGAAGAACAGGAGAUGUUAGUGUGUUGGGGAGUGGUGGUGGCAGACAGAAACGCUUGUGGUCUAGAGUGAGAGAAAAUAAGUGCCUCUCACUCCCUUAUUUAGUCUCUCCCAUUUCCGAGCUGGAGGGAGUCUGGGUAUUCCAGUAGAGAAUCACCUCUAAGCCCCCCUCAUCCCAGCUCCCUCUGUCCUUGUUCUUUCCUGAUGCCUCCCCCAGCUUUACCUUGAGCUUGGAAGUAGCACUUGCUGUGGACUCCUGGCUGCUGGAGGAGCAGAGAGAUCACCAAGCAGAUCAUCCCCCAGCUUCCCAGGACCCCCUUCGCCUGUCCAGCCCAGAGCAUCCUUAGGGUCAUUCCUGCAGCACAGGCCUCACGGUCCCUUCUUGGCCUCUGUUCAGGCUACUCUGGUCUUGUCUCUUUGGCUUUUCUUUGUUUUUCUCCUUGGGUCUUAGUUUCUGUCUUUCUCCCUUGGGCUCCUGUCUCACACCAUCUCCGUGCCCUCUGCUCUCACAGGCUUGGGGAUGUUUAUAAAGUGAGGACCCUGGCCCCCUGCUGAGUAGAGCUGGAAAAGCUGUAACUCUGUUUCCUGAGGUGAGGGCAUGAAAACAAGAGGUCUAGCUUUAACAAGCUGUGAGAGCUGAUUCAUGCCCCGGCACAGCUAGCGGGAGGGAGGUGGCCAUGGAAGGGGCACUGGACUGGGCACUUCCCCAGCAAGGAGGUGGGAGGGGUGAGGGCCCCCAGGUGGUCCCCACAUCUCUUCCCUGACCUGGAGAGAAGGAAGCAUUCCACCCUGCCCCCAACACACACACACACACACACACUCCAGGGGUGUGUGUGUGCUGGGAUCCUUGCCUGGACCGGAGGGAGGCAUUUCCUGGGGAUGGCUAAUCCUGUGCCCCAGCCAAACCAAGGAGCUGCAGUAGGGUGCGACGGCCAGAGGCUCCAGGAGAGCGAACAGGCACCUGGAGUGCAGAAUGUUUCUCUCAGACCCUAGGGUAGAGUCUCCCUGAAGGAUCCUAGGGACAUGGCUGCCCCUCAGAGAUGGGGAGGAGGGUGUCUUUUUUCCACAGGCAUACCAAGAAUGCUCUAUCCAUUGUUUAGUACCUCCAAACAUGCAACAGGUACAAGAUUUUCCCAUAUCUGGGGAUGGUUUUUUCAAAGAGGAACAUCUUUAAAUGCCCUAAUGGUAUGUCACUCCAGUUUCACAGAGGUACCUCUAUUUCCACUUGUACUCUAUGGAAUGAAAAUUGAGGAAUCCUCUGACAUCCUCUUUUGGGUUUCCUGCAGAUUGUAGAGAGCCCCAAGAUAGGUGAUUAAGAGCAUAGGUUAUAGUCAAGACUAGUUGGAUUCAGAUCCCGAUUUUACUUAAGACUGUGGUGUUGGCCAAUCUACUUCACAUCCCUAAAACUGUUUCCUUAUCUUUACAUCGGUAGCAUAGUAACUCGGUUGUUAAGAGGCUUUCAGUGGGGUAAAGCAUCUAAUGCUCUUAGCACUGUCCCUGGCACGUGGCCCUCAGAAAAUAUAAGCUAUUGUGAUUGGUACUAGAGCUCAGAGACAAAAUGGGUAGACUUCCUGGUUUGAAUGACAGCGAGCAGCUCUGCAUAGCUGAAGGCUUCUGUUGGGGGCUGCUGUCUCCUACCACAGACUUCUGCCCUCCUCACAUUCAUGUUGCAUGUCAUCCUUACCGCCUCCAGUUUGAGAAACUGAGUUGCUGAUAAACCCACUUUUCUUAGGUUGGUACCCUCACUUCUGCCGUGGAAAGAGGUGUCAUUUCUCAUCCUUCCAGUUAACUUUGGGACUCCUGCUUUUCACAUUAGGAUUCUGAUCCAUUGCUUCCCAUCCCCAUUCGUGUGAACUCUCAAGUUCUUUCUGACCACUCUAGUGCUGGCCAUCUUUUUGCUACUAAUGGCCCCUUUCUUCCAAUUUGCCACACUCCAAAGACCCUAUCCAACUCAGAAGACCAAUCACUUUGACAUUCUAUUUUUCCUUCUAAGUCUCUAGUCCCUUUUACUGCAAGACUCCCAUUCCCUGUCACCCAGUGGAUCAGAUUCAGCUACUUUGGGCUGACCUUUUUGCCUCUCACCUCUUCACCACUCAGAAACGACUUCAUUCAUUCACCUCAGGCUCCCUAUGUGUCCUCUACCAAGUAGAUAGCUUACUUAAGUGGAUGGAGAUGCCGACUGUACCACGCAUUCACCCUAGUCAGAUCUGAUACCCUUUCUAUUUCAGAGGAGUACCAAGAGAAAAAAAACUGAUGAAACAGGGUACCCCGAUGUAGGUUGUCAUGUGGGAAGCAUGGCCCUGGACUGCUCUCUUGGCUGGAGAAGUUGGAUGAGAAGGCCUUUUUAGCACAAGGGCCCAGAAGUCUUGUCAGUGGUCAGUGGCUCUGCUGCUACCCUUCUGGGGAAGGGGGCCCUGCUGACAAUCUGGAAGUCUGGACCAGUCUUUUGCUCCUGCAACCUGGAGCCAACCCAGUAGGGGGCAGACAUGACUGGGAAGCUAGGAAGCUUGAAGGUGGUGGUGAUGCUGGAAGGAAACGGGGCCCCAGCGGGGAUUGGUGUACAUGAAGUAAUGGGGACAGAAGUAAGAGCCAUCUGUAAAUGAGGAGGUAGGCAUAUGGGCAGGAGUAGAGGGCUUCUGGAAAGAAAGGCUGGGGCUGAACCAGGACCCCUCUCAUAAGUUCCGGUGGGUUCCAGGAAGGUGUUGCUUGAACCCACUUGCAUUCCUGCUGGUGUGUGCGCUCAAGUGUUCAUCCCCGUAGCUGCUUGGGGCCGGAGGCCACGCUGUGGUUACUGUGUGUAUGCUUGUGUGUAAGGGAUGUCAGUGGUUAGGGCCCAACUCUGGGAUUCCUGGGGCACUGGCCGUCGGGAAUGCCAGCUAUGGGGGGCACGGCCAGGAGGGGGCGGUUGGCGCGCGCUGCCCGCGCCCGGGGACAGAAAAAACAUCCGCCGGAGGCCCGGCCGGGCGGCGCUCCAGCGGCGCCGGGCAGGUGCGCGCGGUGAGGAAGUGAGCGCAUUCCGGCCCCCCGGCCGCCAGCCCUCCGGUGAGUCACCGCCGACCCCCGCUGCCCGCCGGAUAGGAGGGAGCGGCCACGGUGGGGAGAUUUGGGUGGCGGGAGCCCCCGAGGGUGGCUGGGCGGGGGGAGAGACUCAGGAGGGUCACCGAAGUCCCGGAGAGAGAACCAAGGGGGGAGGGGCCCCGCGGGUCCAGGUCCUGCUUUCACCCCCCAGCGCGAGAAUCCUAAUAAGACACCGAAUACAGAGCCCGUGAUUGAAUGGAGGCAGGCGGGGACUGUCCCCUGGGAGAAUCUUGUGGGGGCAGAGAGAAGGCCCCAGAGAGCUGGUCUUGGGGAAGGAGAGGAGCCCGGGGCCAAAUGGCCAGUGGGCAAGGUGGUGUGGCCUGGGGAGGGGCAGAGUGCGGGGCUGUGGAGCGGGCGCGGCCGACUGGAGUGCUGGAGCACCGCAGCGCCGGUGUAGGCCCUGGCGAGCAAGACCCUGUAGAUGGAAGGAGACUUCCACAUCAGGUAGGAAGGUGGAAAUGACCAGAGAUAAGGUCGUCCAGAGAUCUGUGCGCUCUGGGGCAGUGGAGGGUAGGUUUUGGGAGUAGUGGGACUUAGGGUCAUAGAGGUACUGUUGUGGCCAGGUCCUUAAAGGCUUUGAAUGCUGGCAUCAGGAAUUUGGAUAUGGCCUCGCAGGUAGAAUCAAUGGGCUCUGAGCAAGAAAAGAAGUGAAUGACUUAAAGGUGAGGUUAUCUGUGUCUAAACAGUACUGCCUGCUCUCCCGUCUUUGCCAAAGAAUCAGGCAUUGAUAUGCUAUUUUUAAUAGUCAUUUAAAGUCGCAUAACUCCAUUUAUCAAACAAUUAAAUGUUGACAUUUUAAAAAUAGAAAAGUUGAAAAAUCUGAAUCAAUAUUUGAUUUAGAACUCACAACGGAGCUAUCAAGAUGAGUUAUAUGGCAUUGUCAUACUUUUGUGCCAUUUACCCCUCACUGACGAGUGAAUUCUGUGUUUCUAAUGCCUAAGUUCUGUAUCAGCACAACACAUCUCAUUUAUCUUAUGGUCUUUAUUUUUAACCUUAACUUUCUUCUGUGCAGCCCUGUAGCCUGUCCUGUGAAUCCUGAACCAAGUAAAACAUUUCUUGGGAUGGGGCAUUGGGCUACAGUAUACAAAGACAAAUUACUGGUUUUACCAUGUAUAUUAGGUUACUUAUUAUCUUCUGUGGACAUCUAUGUAACUAUGAAGUUUCUAUAUUUACCCUGUGGCUGAUAAAAAGAGAAAGCUAAAGGUGUUUUAUUUACAUGUAGCAUUUCUGUAACAGCACUUAUUAGUCUGGAUUCUAAAAUCAACUCUACAAUGGUAUUUGGUACUUGUCUCAGAAACUGACACUAAUUCUGUCAUGGUCUUUAUAGUUUAUUUAUCUUGGGCCAAAGGAUUAGGAUCUUUAUAAUUUAUUUUAAAGAUCUUUAAAUCCUGCAGUUGCUUUUGGCCCCAAACAAGAAAAUCUGGGUCAGUUAAUUUUGAAAAAAAAAAAAAAAAAAAAAA